UGAAAUGCGUCACAGAUUAUGGGAUUUAUAUAAGAACAAAGAAGGCUUCUGCGGAUCAGUGUGUAUGGUGCAUCAAACUAAGCAGGAUGUUUAAGCUAUUCCUCAUUACUUUGCUUUGUGCAACGCUGGUGUUCGCCAAUUCGCCGGUUCAGGAGUUCCAAGAUGAUCAUGAUAGUAAUUUAGUUCGACGAUCGGCACAAGGAGGAGAAGCAGGAGGACAAGCAGGAUUUGGUUUUGAUUUUGGAGUAAAUGCAGGAGCAGGAGGAAGCGCAGGAGGAGAAGCAGGAGGACAAGCAGGAUUUGGUUUUGGUUUUGGAGGAAAUGCAGGAGCAGGAGGAGGAGCAGAAGGAGAAGCAAGAAGGAGAUAGGAAUGGGAUAGGAAUGAGAUAUCAGAUCACAAGAAUUAUGGUCUAGUGAGGAAAUAUUGAAGCCUAUAUUUGCAAGAUAGAUAACAGUGAUUUAGAUUUCACUCAACACUCAACAUGUCUUAUUAGAAUAUUGGAAAAUUUUGCACGCUUGAAAACCUUGAUGAUUUUAGAAUAAUAAAACUUCGCACUGCAUGAUA
Molecule: messenger RNA, 565 nt
Organism: Cataglyphis hispanica
Lineage: Eukaryota; Metazoa; Arthropoda; Insecta; Hymenoptera; Formicidae
Exons: 4
Coding region: 87-368 (93 amino acids)
Source: RefSeq, a predicted model, not a curated record